This is a messenger RNA of Cucurbita pepo subsp. pepo (vegetable marrow), 2525 nucleotides long. RefSeq names its product Tetratricopeptide repeat (TPR)-like superfamily protein (gene CRR28). Lineage: Eukaryota; Viridiplantae; Streptophyta; Magnoliopsida; Cucurbitales; Cucurbitaceae. Gene Ontology annotation, molecular function: RNA binding; zinc ion binding; protein binding. The record is from RefSeq and is a predicted model, not a curated record. Gene Ontology annotation, biological process: RNA modification.
GCUGGUUAGAAAUGUUCCACUUAUUAGAUCAGAUCCAAUCUAAUUCAAUUCUACUUUAGUACGGAGUUUUACAUCUAUAAUCUAGAACACACCCAUAUGAAAAAAGAUGCACUAGUUCAUCGAUCAUGUAACUAAUGUGAAGAAACUUAGUUAGGAUCGAUAUUUUUCGAUGGUCACAUUUGAUGAUUUUAACACGUAUGAUCAGCAAUCGAUGCUCGAAAAUGGUUUCACUCCCGAUCAACUGCUACGGGAGUUUUGUGUGUAAAACAUCUUUUCAUUUUUGAUGGAUGCUUUGGCUUGUAGUGCUUCCUCCAAUGACUCGUUUUUUUUUCUUCUGGCGGUGCUCGUGUGCCUCUAGCAAUCCAGCAAGAUCAUCAACAGUUAAAUCUUCUAGAUCCUUCGACUCCUCGAUAGCGCACACGACAUUCUCGUAAUUAUCGGUUAGUGACUGCAAAAUUAGCUCCACGACCCACAAUUCAAUUCAAGAAAUUUAUAAAAAUUGAAGAAAAAAAAUAGAAAAAAAGAGAUUCUUGUUCAUACUUAAUUGAAAUAGAGUAAAGCCCUCCAAACAUCUCCUUCUUGUUGGUUUUGGAUUUGUCCAUGUGUAGCGCUUCCACUGCCUCUUUAUCCUCUUCGUGAAGUUCAUAGCCAUUUCGAAUUCUGAUGCUUGUCGGUGGAAAAUGAUUCUGUCAAUCCCACCAAAUGGACAGUCUAUUCCGGUGGAAAUCAAGCAUGAGACAUUCCAUGCCCCUCAAAGUCGGCUUCUUCACUUGCUGAGCGACUGUACUGAUUUGUCGAGGCUCAAGCAAAUACACGCUCAGGCACUUCGCACCUUCUCCACCCACAAAUCUUCUCUCUUCCUCUUUAGCCGAAUUCUUCACGUUUCUUCAUUAACUGAUUUUGAGUAUGCCUUGCGUGUUUUUGAUCAAAUCGAUAGCCCUAAUUCGUUCAUGUGGAACACUCUAAUCGGAGCCUGUGCACGGAGCUUGGACCGGAAAGAGCAGGCGAAUAAACUCUUCUACAGAAUGUUAGAAGAAGGCUCAGUUGAACCAGAUAAACAUACUUUUCCUUUUCUUCUUAAAGCGUGUGCUUACGUAUUCGCUUUAUCUGAAGGGAGACAGGCGCAUGCUCAUAUCGUUAAACGUGGGUUAGAUUCGGAUGUUUAUGUUGGCAAUAGCUUGAUUCAUUUAUAUGCUUCUUGUGGGUGUUUGAGUUUAGCAUUGAAGGUGUUCGAGAAAAUGCCUCACAGAAGUUUGGUUUCGUGGAAUGUGAUGAUUGACGCGUAUGUACAAUGUGGGCUUUUUGAAAAUGCUCUCAAGCUAUUCGCUGAAAUGCAGGACACUUUUGAGCCCGAUGGCUAUACAAUGCAGAGCAUAAUUAGCGCUUGUGCUGGUAUUGGAGCUUUAUCUCUGGGGAUGUGGUCUCAUGCUUAUGUGUUGAGGAAGACUGGUGGCGCUAUGGCCGGUGAGGUCCUGAUCAACUCCUCACUGGUGGAUAUGUACAGCAAGUGUGGUUCUUUGAGUAUGGCUCAGCAGGUCUUUGAGACAAUGCCCAAACAUGACCUGAAUUCAUGGAAUUCAAUGAUUUUAGCGUUUGCCAUGCAUGGACGGGCGGAAGCUGCCUUGGGAUGUUUCUCUCGGCUGGUUGAAACGGAGAAGUUUCUGCCCAACUCUGUCACGUUUGUAGGUGUUCUUAGUGCAUGUAACCACAGAGGUAUGGUUGCUGAAGGCCGGAAAUAUUUUGAUAUGAUGGUUAAUGAAUACAAGAUUGUACCCCGGUUGGAGCACUAUGGAUGCCUUGUUGAUCUCCUAUCACGCUCCGGUUUCAUUGAUGAAGCUUUGGAGUUGGUGACAAAUAUGCAUAUAAAACCAGAUGCAGUGAUCUGGAGGACUCUUCUUGAUGCUUGUUACAAGCAGAAUGCUGGCGUUGAGCUGAGUGAAGAAGUGGCAUUACAGAUUCUUCAAUCUGAAACAACAGCUUCUAGUGGUGUUUAUGUGCUGUUGUCAAGAGUCUAUGCUUCGGCACACCGGUGGAACGAUGUCGGGUUAGUUAGGAAGGCGAUGGCCGACAAGGGUGUGGCAAAAGAGCCUGGCUGCAGUUCGAUAGAAAUAGAUGGUGUUAGCCAUGAGUUUUUUGCAGGAGACACAUCUCACCCCAAGAUAAAAGAGAUCUAUGCUGUUAUUGAUUUGAUCGAAGAAAAACUACAGAAGCAUGGUUAUUCACCUGACUAUUCACAGGCAACCAUGGUCGAUGACCCCGAUACCGUCAAAUGGCAGUCGCUUAAGUUGCAUAGUGAGAGAUUCGCCAUUGCUUUUGGGAUACUAAACUUGAAACCUGGGAUGCCAAUACGCAUAUUCAAGAAUCUUAGAGUAUGCAACGACUGCCACCAGGUAACCAAGUUGAUUUCUCGAAUUUUUAACGUAGAGAUUAUCAUGAGAGAUCGUAAUAGGUUUCAUCAUUUUGAGAAUGGCAUGUGUUCCUGCAUGGACUUCUGGUGAUUUAUUCAAGAACCUGCAGUUUUUUCU